This is a messenger RNA of Schizosaccharomyces cryophilus OY26, 1694 nucleotides long. Its product is annotated as phenylalanyl-tRNA synthetase. Gene Ontology annotation, biological process: phenylalanyl-tRNA aminoacylation. The record is from RefSeq and is a predicted model, not a curated record. The coding region runs from base 313 to 1608 and encodes 431 amino acids. The transcript has a single exon. Lineage: Eukaryota; Fungi; Ascomycota; Schizosaccharomycetes; Schizosaccharomycetales; Schizosaccharomycetaceae. Gene Ontology annotation, molecular function: tRNA binding; phenylalanine-tRNA ligase activity; ATP binding. Gene Ontology annotation, cellular component: mitochondrion; cytoplasm.
UAAUUCGUUACGAACUUUUCAAUGAACCAACAAGCAACACCACCAAAAAAAAACUUUCUCGCUUAUUAUAUUAUUCCCAAGCUUUGAAUCUAUUAAUAAAAUCAUUUUGAUAACUCCUUCUUUUUAUUUGUAGCGACAUUUUGCCCGACUACUUUGGAUGGACUAUUAAUACUUUGCUACCAUCCAUACUUCCAGAAUUGCAAAAUCGGCAUCGCAACUUAAUUCGAAAAACCUUUCCAUUUACUUUUGAACAUCUGAAAGCCUUACUAAAACAUUUUUGCUCUGUCUGUCUUUUCAAAUAUCUUCGUCUUCAUGGGAUCCAUACUCUCUUUCAAUUGUAAAAGGUAUUCGCUCCUAAAGUCACCAAAAAUAAUCUUUAAAAAUACCUAUAAAACUUUAGAUUCCUGGUCUAAUAUUCCUGAACACAUAAAAGCCAAACAGGGCCGGAAAUUGUUUCUGCAGAAUGGACAUCCUCUAUGCAGCCUCCGGGAAUUAUUACAACGUCAGUUCAGAGAUAAAUCAAUAAAUUGCGUUGCAAAAGAGUCACCUGUCGUUUCAACUAUCACAAACUUCGACUCCUUGGGAAUUCCAAAAACGCAUGUUAGUAGGAGUAAAUCUGAUACCUACUAUGUGGACAAAGACACAUGCUUGCGCACGCAUACAUCGGCACAUCAAUUGGAAGAAUUCAAAAAUUUGGCGGAAAGUAAGAUGUCGAAAAAAGGCUUCCUAAUUACCGCAGAUGUUUAUCGACGAGACGAGGUAGACGCUAGUCACUAUCCUAUUUUUCACCAAAUGGAAGGCGCUUAUUUAUGGGAUAGGAACGAUAAAGCAGGCAUGUUAAGAGAUCUAGAGCAAGUAAAGCUUGAUAGCGAUUUGCAAAAGCUUGUUAUUGACGAAGCAACUUUGAAAGAUCAUAAUGACUUACAAGAUAUAUACUCUUUACAAGAAACCCAGAUUGCUUCUAUACAUUUAAAAAAUUCCUUAGUUCUCGCCAUUCACAAUUUAGUGUUAAUGACCCCAGACAAUGGACUUGAUAAAAGUCAAGUUCGCUACCGCUGGACGUAUGAUUCCUUCCCUUUCACGCAACCAUCUUUUCAGUUAGAAAUUUUUUGGAAAGGAGCAUGGCUAGAAAUCCUGGGUUCCGGUGUUGUUCGUGAAAACAUUCUAACCCAAGCCGGAAUCCAAAAUCAUGUUGGCUGGGCUUUUGGUAUAGGCUUAGAACGUUUGGCAAUGAUACUUUACAGUAUACCUGACAUUCGUUUAUUUUGGACAACUGAUGACCGAUUCCAUAAACAAUUUACUCCAAACGAAAUCACUACCUUCCAGCCUUACAGUAAAUAUCCUUUAUGCUAUAAAGAUAUAUCUUUUUGGAUUGAUGAGUCUUUUGCAGCUAAUGACUUUUAUGAACUCGUUCGAGACGUCUGCAAGGACUUGGUGGAAUCUGUUGACUUGAUCGAUCAGUACACAACGAAAGCAGGAAGAACAAGUCUCUGCUAUAGAAUUAAUUAUAGAAGUAUGGAAAAAUCCCUUAAAAACGAGGAUGUUGACUUACUCCAAGUUAACUUACGAAAAGCACUUGCCUCUUCUCUAAACAUCCAACUUCGCUGAAAGCGAGACAAAGAAGAUCAUCAUUACUCAUAUUAAUCUUUGUAAUAAUAUAUAUUUUAUUAAUUUUUUUUAUACAUUAACCCCAA